AUGAACAGCCCAGGUAUUAUAACUCUCAUUUACCAUCACUUGGGAAGGUUUCCUGAAAUCAAGGCUCUUGGUGGCUUUCUUGCUGUCUGGGCGCUUUUUCGCUGGGUUCGAUAUUAUCGCUCAUGGAUCGAUCUACCCGCCGUUGGCCCUAAGGGUUUUCUGGCGUCUAGAUGGUCUGGGCUAAAGUGGCCCGCAAAUAGUGAUCAACUUCUUCAGGAGGGAUAUGUCAAGCAUGGCGAUUAUGCGUUCCAGGUACGGACACGGGACAGAUGGGAGGUGUGUGUAUGCAACGAUGACAUGGUCCGUGAAUACCAAGUCCUUUCCGAUGAGUAUGCAUCCCUGGACGCCGUCAGUGAAGAUCUCUUUCAGACCAUGUACACUUGCCCAGGUGUCGCAGAUUCGCUCAAACAUGUUCCCGUGGCGGCCCUCUCGAAGGCCGUCGUUUGGUCCAGAAACCGCACAACGGGGAAAGAUUCCACAUACUUCCAGGAGCUCGUGAAAGAGCAAGAAUUUGGGUUGAAGGCCGAACUCAACGUUUCUCCAGGUGAAUGGACGGAGUUCAACUGCCUCUCAGUCGCACUAGCAUUGAUGCUCCGCAUGAUUGGCCGAGUGUUGGUCGGUCACCCACUCUGUCGGGACCCAGAAGCCAUCUCGUUGUUCAUGAGAUACGGCUCGGCCGUCCCGGUGAGUGGGUAUCAAAUUGCGUGGCUGCCGCGCGUAUUAAGACCCUUGCUGGGUCCCCGUUUUGCCGCUUCUCGCAUGCAAGUUGAACUGAGCACUCUCAUAGUCGAGGACAUGAAGCGCAAUGCCGAUGCCAAAGACGACCAGCUGACGCUUGCGCAAUGGGUAUGGCGGUGGACGCAGCGCGAAACACCCGGCGAGUAUACCGAAUUUGACGUUGCUGGAUUGCUAGUGUCCUCCAUCUUCGGCGCAGUGCAUACCGCCGGUUCGGUGCUAACAAAGACCUUCUACGAGCUCACUCAACGGCCAGAGUACAUCGAUAUUCUUCGCAGCGAAGUCGAACAAGCCAUUAGCGAACAUGGAGGCGUCGGCAGGGAAUCCAUUGAGGCAAUGACAAAGCUGGACAGUUUCAUUAAGGAAACCAUGCGCCUACAACCUGUGGGUCCAGCCGCAGUGCAUCGAGUCAUCAAGAAAGACUACACAUUUAAGAACGGCGUAAAACUACCGAAGGGAACUUUUGUCUUCGCUCCAAAUACACAGCUACAUUUGGAUGACCGCCAUUACGAUCAACCGGAAGAGUUUGAUGCAUUGCGAUUUCACAAGCUCGGACAUGAGUCAGGCAAACCGAAUAACUAUAAAAUUGCUGGCUCCAGUCCUAAAACACGUCAGUUUGGUGACGGAAAACAUGCUUGCCCUGGGAAGCAGUUAGCUGCGGAUCUUCUACGAAUUAUCAUGGCCCACUUCCUGAUCAACUUCGACAUCCGGAAGUGUGACGAAGCCACCAGUUACCCAUCUAUGGAGCUACGAGGCAUGUCAAUCAAGCAGCGCACGCCAUCAGCAUGA
Penicillium vulpinum is the source of this 1524-nucleotide messenger RNA. Its product is annotated as cytochrome P450. Gene Ontology annotation, molecular function: iron ion binding; oxidoreductase activity, acting on paired donors, with incorporation or reduction of molecular oxygen; monooxygenase activity. The transcript has 10 exons. The record is from RefSeq and is a predicted model, not a curated record. The coding region runs from base 1 to 1524 and encodes 507 amino acids. Lineage: Eukaryota; Fungi; Ascomycota; Eurotiomycetes; Eurotiales; Aspergillaceae.